UGAAUUUGGAUUUGGUUUUUUAUCACAAUGAUCGACAAGGGUGAAAGUUUGGGUUCUACUUUUGGUUUUUAAACUUGAAAUGUUUUUUUUUAUUGAAUUGUCCAUAGGUUCAUUUUGGUUUCUUCACAAUGAUCGAUAAUUUAUUGUUUGUUGCUGUAAUGCUUAUUUUGUGUUUUGGUUCCACAAUCAACUUUCUCAUUUAUAUAACUUACUCUAAGAGUUGUCAUGGAUCCUUAAUGCUAUCUGUGUAAUGCUGAAUGCCACAAAUUAAGAGCCAUCAAAUUGCCAUUAUCCAGUAAUUACCCCAGCAAUGUCAAGCACUCCUCUUGUUGCAAGGGUAAUAGUAUUCAGGGAAAUUAGCUAAGGUGACCACUGAUGCAUGUAGCUUUGAUUGCAAGACACUACGUGUGUCAGAGACUAAUAGCUCAGGAAAAGCAUAGGUUUCAAGCCUAGACAAAACCCUCAGAAAUCAAAUGGCCAAAGAGAUAUGCAGUGAAAGUCCUUGCUAUUUUAGCUUACAGAUUCUGAGCUAGAUAAAUCCAUCCCCAAGCCCACUUCCGCAGUCCUUUCCGGUGUUGAGCUUUUGAAUAUGAAGUUUCUAGAUUGGUAUUUGAAGAUCGCAUUCGGGUCGGCUCUCAUUGGAGCUUCCAUGGAGUUUUUCAUGAUCAAAACCGGCUUCUAUGAUAAAGUAACAGUUCUGGAGUCUGAAAAACGUGCUUGGGAGAAUUCGCCAGAGGCUCAGGCAGUCAGAGAAGCUCUCAAUCCUUGGACAAAUCGUGAUGUGGAAGCAAAGAAAGAAUCCUAAGUUGGAUGGCCUCGUUCUCAUAAGGAAGCAGAUAAUAUAUGCAGGGUAGUUUUUGAGAAAUACUUCCAAGUAGGACACAAGUGAGAGGUGACCUUGAUCAUAUUAAACAAUUGUUUCAUUCCAUUUGAAGUUUUGUAGUUUCUAUUAUUCUUGUCAUGGAAAAAACAGUCUUUUUCUUUCUGACAAUUUCUAAUUGAAUACCCAAGGUCGACCCUCCAUAGUGCGGUGUUCAUUGAAGAAAUAACAUAUCUUUAACUUGGCUUUAAUGAACUUCCUUUU
Messenger RNA from Rosa chinensis, 1084 nucleotides. RefSeq lists its product as uncharacterized. NCBI's taxonomy places the organism in Eukaryota, Viridiplantae, Streptophyta, Magnoliopsida, Rosales, Rosaceae. The record is from RefSeq and is a predicted model, not a curated record. Bases 590 to 805 code for a protein of 71 amino acids. The transcript is spliced from 4 exons.